AUGGCGGACAGAAUCAAAGAGACCGCCAAGCAUGAGCUUGAGAACCUCAAAAUUGCAACCACCGAGGGUGUCAAAUCUGGAGCAUAUGUGUAUCCCUUCAGAGGAAUUCUCUUUUUUGCGACCCACAAGGCGCUAUGGAAGCCUUUCGCGAAACGACUCGCGUCGACGCUGACCCUCGGUGUCGGCGUCACUUCUUUCAUGUUUUUCUUCACCUAUCUGCCGCAACUGGCAAUCUGCUUCUUCACAUCCGGCCCAUUGGCCGCCGUGACGACCGCACUCCUGGUCCUCAGCGAAAGCAGCACCCUCACAAUGGUGCUCUCGAAAGCGCUCUUGAUCGAGGACAGCCUGAUUGACACCUUUGACGGCACCCUCGUCGCCCGCGGCCAGCAGACCUUGGUCGCUCGCGAGCGCCAAGUCGACUCCAACAAGGCCGGCGAUGCAAUCUCCCGCCUCGGCAAGUUGGCUGGCAAGCCCUUUGCCAAAUUCACGCCUCAGGCGAUUAUCCGGUACUUCAUGUACCUGCCGCUCAACCUGAUCCCGGUAGUCGGUACUUUCAUCUUCAUGGUCCUUCAGGGCAAGAAGUACGGCCCCCACGCGCAUGGACGAUACUUCCAGCUCAAGGGCAUGUCUCGCGCCCAACAGGAGAAAUGGAUCGAGCAGCGCCAGGGUGCAUACACUGGCUUCGGUGUGCCCGCCGUCCUCCUCGAGACGAUCCCGAUUGCCGGCAUCUUCUUCGCCUUCACCAACACCUGCGGUGCCGCCCUCUGGGCCGCGGAUCUCGAAGCUGGACAGAACACUUCUACGGAACUCAAGGACCAGGUCAACAAGGCUACCGCGGCGAAGUAA
Molecule: messenger RNA, 846 nt
Organism: Dissoconium aciculare CBS 342.82
Lineage: Eukaryota; Fungi; Ascomycota; Dothideomycetes; Mycosphaerellales; Dissoconiaceae
Exons: 3
Coding region: 1-846 (281 amino acids)
Cellular component (GO): lipid droplet; prospore membrane; ascospore wall
Source: RefSeq, a predicted model, not a curated record